Molecule: messenger RNA, 963 nt
Organism: Saccostrea echinata
Lineage: Eukaryota; Metazoa; Mollusca; Bivalvia; Ostreida; Ostreidae
Exons: 3
Coding region: 13-801 (262 amino acids)
Source: RefSeq, a predicted model, not a curated record
GUUUACAAUUGCAUGGUCAACUACUGUUCUGCCUCUUCCAUGGACAUCACUAUGAGAUAUUCAACACCUUCUACAAGUCUUCUGGUUGCAAGUAGAGAUCAUGAUUACCUUCAACUCCCCUUUACAGAAUAUAUUGUAGACAGAGCACUGUGUGUAACUCCAGAAAAAGCAGAGACAAUAGAGAAAACUACAAAGUUACAAACUAAAAGCAAACAAUGGUUUGAUGAAAGAAAAUGGAGAUUAACAGCAUCCAGGUUCGGAGACAUUGCAAAAAUGACUUGCCGCAGAGACACACGAAAACUUUGUUCGAGUUUAUAUCAAACAAAUUCAAUUUCUACUUCACCUAUCAUGCAUGGUAGACAAUAUGAAAACAAAGCUAUAUGUAGAUUUGAGGAAAUUUCUGGUCUCAAAGUUCAAAGAUGUGGGCUGUUUGUAUCUUUGGAUUAUCCAUUUCUUGGUGCAACACCAAAUAUGUUAGUAGACAAUGAUGCCAUUAUUGAAGUUAAAUGUCCUUAUACUGGUAGAAAUGAGGAAAUCAAACCUGGGAAGAAAUUCCCAUUCCUUGUUGAAUUAUCUGAUGGCACUGUUACACUUAAACAAUCUCAUAAAUAUUAUGAUCAAGUGCAAGGACAGCUCUUUCUUUCCAAGAGAAAAAUUUGUCAUUUUGUUGUGUUUACUUUCUGUGAUAUUUUGAUUCUGAAGGUUCAGUGUAAUGAUGAUUACUUCAGGUUCAGUUUGCUGCCAAAGUUGGAAAUGUUCUACAAGAAACACUUUAUACCUUAUGUUGCUUCUUGUUUAUAAUUUUACUAAAUAAGAUUUUGACAUUCAGAAUAUAUUGUACAAUGUACAUGUUUCAAGAGAUGACGCAAUGUAACAAAUUCAAGCUCCCACUUUUAGAGGAUUCUUGAAAGGGAAAAUUUACAUUAAAACUCUUUGUAUAUCAAGGUUGUAAAUUUGGCAAUG